This is a messenger RNA of Carcharodon carcharias (great white shark), 796 nucleotides long. RefSeq names its product cytochrome b5 domain-containing protein 1. The coding region runs from base 12 to 698 and encodes 228 amino acids. The transcript is spliced from 4 exons. NCBI's taxonomy places the organism in Eukaryota, Metazoa, Chordata, Chondrichthyes, Lamniformes, Lamnidae. The record is from RefSeq and is a predicted model, not a curated record.
AAGGCGUCUCCAUGACGACGGAGGAAGCGGCGGGGAAGAUGCCAGCGCCAAUGCUGCACUCCCGCUACUACACCAGCCAGGAGGUGGCUGUCCACAACACCAUGGAUAACCUGUGGGUCUCUUACCUGGGAAAAGUCUAUGACCUGACCCCCCUGGUCGAACAGUUUAAAGGUGAUAUUCUGCUGAAACCCAUUUUAGAGGCAGCAGGACAAGACAUCAGCCACUGGUUUGAUAAGAAGCGUAAAGAUAUACGCAUCGAGAUUGACCAACUGACCAACUGCCAGAAGUACCACACGCCUCGUGGCCGCUUUGUUCACAUCCCACCCCUCUCUCCGAAUAGUGAUUGGAGUAAUGCCUUCGUUACACCAUGGUGGAAAGAUUCAAAAUAUGAGGUUGGGUAUUUAACAGAAAAAACGAGAGGCAUUCGCAUUAUCAACACGUUAACAGGCCAAGAACAUGUAAUCAAGGUGUGCAGUGAGGAAACGGUGAAUGAUAUACUCGAGAGGUACCUGGAGUAUAAUGCUCAUGCAGCUAGCUACACAUGGAAAUACAACGGAGUGCCAUUGAAAAUGGACAGUACGCUGGAGGAGAACGGCAUUGUGGAUGAGGAUGAGAUCUUCUAUAACCUGCGGAUGGAACCUGAUGACUAUCGCCAAUCUAUUCUGCUCUAUUUCAAUGAUGACCUAACUGAACUCUAAAACUCUGCCUUCAUACGAGAAAAGUGUGCAUAACCUACACCAAAUCCCAACUCUCACCUGUGAUUGUGCUAACUGUACCGGUGAUUAGAGUUCCUGAA